AUGCAUGAGCGCUUCGAACGCGACGGAUACCUCUUCGUUAAAGGAUGCAUACCCAAAAAAGCUUUGCUUCAAUGCCGUGAAGCCUAUUUCCAUCACAUGACUCCAAGUGGUCUACUGAAAGAAGGAAGCAACCCAAUCGACGGCACAUUCUCCCACAAAGAUAGUCGCAAAUUCCUCCCACCAGGAAAUCUCCGCCGUCUAUUCAGACUCAAGGACGACGAAGAGAGUGAAAAAUACCUUGAUCUCAUGCUAUCUGCACACGAAGCCCCAUUCUACUUGCACUACUGUGAAACGCCCGAACUCCGAGCCUUCAUCACUCGUUUCAUGAAUUGGGAAAAGCCACACAUGCUUCAACGCACAAUGAUACGUGCUUUUGUUCCGAAUAGCGAGUUGACACCCGUGCAUUUUGAUCAAAUGUACUUGCGCGCUGGUCCACCAACCAGCAUCGCAGCUUGGGUACCCAUCGGUGAUAUUUCACUUGAAGCAGGUGGCCUAAUGUACCUGGAAAAAUCCACUGAUAUUGGCCAGAAAACGGAGGCGGAUUUCGCAGCUAGUGCUCACAAUUUAUCUGAUGAGGAGCGUGUGAGUGCGCUCAAUAAGAAUAUGAAUGAUGGGGGCUUUUUGAGCCGCGAUAUUGUGGCAUAUGGCAAGGAGGCACGGCGUAAGUGGCUUAUCGCGGAGUAUGAGGCUGGCGAUGUCAUCUUUCAUAAUCCAUGGAUGAUGCAUGCAAGUUGCAAGAAUAAGGAUCCUAAUGAUCGAAUUCGGUUGGCGACUGAUUUACGAUUUGUUGAUCCUGAAAAGCCUUAUGAUAACGUGAGUUAUGUCUUAGAUCCGUGA
This is a messenger RNA of Penicillium malachiteum, 837 nucleotides long. RefSeq names its product phytanoyl-CoA dioxygenase family protein. The transcript has 2 exons. NCBI's taxonomy places the organism in Eukaryota, Fungi, Ascomycota, Eurotiomycetes, Eurotiales, Aspergillaceae. The coding region runs from base 1 to 837 and encodes 278 amino acids. The record is from RefSeq and is a predicted model, not a curated record.